Messenger RNA from Pipistrellus nathusii (Nathusius's pipistrelle), 336 nucleotides. NCBI's taxonomy places the organism in Eukaryota, Metazoa, Chordata, Mammalia, Chiroptera, Vespertilionidae. The record is from the annotation of a GenBank genome assembly.
AUGCACGCGGUGUGGAGCCUGUACCUGGCCUUUCGUUUGCCGCACGGGGGCGCCGCUCAGGGCGCGGGUAUCCUCUCUAGCUCCACGGCGUCUCGUUGGCCGGCGUCUUCCUGGCGCUUGGAGCGGUGGGCGGGCCCUCUAGCCCCCACAUCUCGAUGGCCGGCGCUGACCCCGCCCGCCUGCUCGUUCCGGGGCUCCCGGAGGAAAUGGCUGCGGGAUCCUAGAGGCCUGGGAGCGGCAGAGUUCACUCGUGUGAAUGGUCUCACGAUAACCUGUGUAGUCGUCAGUGAGCAGUGGCUGGCGGCAGCAGUAUUUGAGGCCUGGCUGUUUGCUUAG